AAUUCGUCUCUAUUAAUUAUCUCUCUGUAAUCAAAAGAAAAUAUACGGAAAAUGGCAGAUAUUGAUCUUCCUUCUAGGUAUUUUGCAGACAGAGAAGAACCUGUCGGUGAUCGUGUUAACAUGUACUUUAAGCUUAAUACCAUCAAAGCCGUUCUAAAGGCCCUGACCCCCAAGGAGAUCGAAACCAUUCGACCUUGCUUUGGGAAAAUCUUGGAUCUUUACUUAAAGCCGGUGUUCUCCGGGAAGUUGGCCCACUUUCUAUUAACCCGCCAGUUGAGUGUGGUCAAACGCCAUGAAAUAUGGUUUGUAUUCGCCGGAAAACCGAUCAGAUUCUCGUUACGGGAAUUUGGUCUAGUUACUGGCCUUAACUGCAACCCUCUCGAAAGGUCUCUGAUUAGGCCACCUCCCGGUGUGACGCCUUACUGGUUUACCCUUUUCGGUGGGGAAAAUUAUUUCACCGGCGAGAUGUUGUUGUCGAAGCUGCAGAAAUCUAAGGCUUUAACCAGCGAAUUGCGGGUUAAGUAUGCAUGCUUGUUGCUGGUAGAUGGAUUUCUUGGUCGGCGCUCGUUCCACAUGAUGAUUCCGAGGGAGCAUGUUGAGAUGAUUCGGGAUUUGGAUGUGUUUUUGAAAUAUCCCUGGGGUCGGUACAGUUUUGAUAUGACGAUGCAAUGCAUUAAGUCUAGAUCUUUACUUCAAUUGGCUCAGGCCACUGUUGUCAUCCAAGGUUUUAUACACGCUUUGGUCCUUGUAUUUGUGGAGUCUAUUCCGGCCGUUCUUUCAGUAGGUUGUGAUAGAACCGAACCGGAAUCCGACGAUGAAGAUAUGUUCCCUGUAAUUUCUCUGAAAUUAGAUAAAGUGUGGGAAUUGGAUGGAGAAGAUCAGGUCGAUGUUCCGUCUAUCAUACCUUCGGCUGAUGUUGUCACUAGGGUGGAAGAUUGCGGUUGGGUUGAUGAGGUAAGUGACCCCAGUGUUCAAGUAUUGUUAAAGCGCCUUGAAGAAGGUGUCAAGUUCAGCCGUCAGAUGUUUGUUGGUGGUAUUAGAGUUGAGCUGGUGGAAAACGAGAAAGUGUUCGACAAGUUUGUGGAACAAAAGUUUCAACAGUUAGACCAAGAUGAAGAUGGUAAGCUCUCCGUGACUGAGUUACAACCCGCCGUUGCUGAUAUCGGCGCCGCUCUUGGUUUGCCUGCUCAAGGCACUUCUCCUGAUUCUGAUCACAUCUACUCCGAGGUCCUAAACGAAUUCACUCAUGGGAGUCAAGAGAAAGUGAGCAAGACAGAGUUCAAAGAAGUGUUGUCGGACAUUUUGUUGGGUAUGGCUGCUGGUCUGAAACGUGAUCCUAUCGUCAUCCUCAGGAUGGACGGUGAGGAUCUCUCGGAGUUUGUCCACGGCCCUGGAUACGAAAUCGAACUUGUUUCUGUCUUCUCAGAGCUCUCCAGUUGCGAGGACGCAUCGCUCCGUGAUUGUAUCGUCAAAGCUCUCCAGUCUCUUUCUGUUGAUCAUGGAAUGCCUCCUUCCAAUGACCCAUGGGUGAUGAGCAACAUUGUAGAACCAAUUGUUGACUCUUGUCUUGAUGAAGAAGAUAAGAGAGAGAAGAGCGCGUCUCAGGAAAAAUUCUUGGAGGCAUUCAAGAGAGUCGUGGAGAGAGUGGCUCAGCGUCUCAAUGAACAACCCGUGAUCGUUGCUCACAGCGAAAAUACCUUCGAUGGGAGCGGUGUCAGGAGGCUCUUGUCCAAUAAAUUCGAAUUCGAUAAGGCACUAAACGUUGCAUUGGAGACGAUUCCAAAAGACCGUCAUGGUAAGGUGUCUAAAGAAUACCUACGAGCUGUGCUUGACACUGUUGCACCAUCUGCGACUUUACCACCGAUAGGCGCUGUGACCCAGAUGGAUAAUAUGAUAAUGGAAGCGUUGAAGAUGGUGAAUGGAGAUGAUGGAAAUAUGGUGAAGGAAGAAGAGUUUAAGAAAACAAUGGCAGAGAUAUUGGGGAGUAUAAUGUUGCAGCUUGAGGGUAAUCCAAUAUCGGUUUCCUCUAACUCGGUGGUUCACGAGCCGCUCACCUCGGCUACAUUUCUGCCGCCGACUCUGAAUGAAACAGAGGAGCCUUCAAAUUAAUCAUAGACGGGAAUAAGCAACAUCAACAAUG
Molecule: messenger RNA, 2140 nt
Organism: Arabidopsis arenosa
Lineage: Eukaryota; Viridiplantae; Streptophyta; Magnoliopsida; Brassicales; Brassicaceae
Source: the annotation of a GenBank genome assembly